AUGUCAAUUGAUCCAUCGGCAGUCGUAAAAAUUGGAUAUAAAAGUAUAAAGUUCAUUAUCGAGUUUAUUGAAAUCGUUGAAAGUAACAAAGAAGAAUCAAAGAAAUUGAUUGAUCGUCUUGCUCGUAUUCAAUAUAUCAUUGACAAAAAUGAAUCUGAUCUCAAGAUGAUCCUACGAUUACAACAAAUUGUUGGUACAACAAAUAAAAUUGCUGAAAAAUACCGUGCUGACUAUGAAGCAUCCUGUUUUUCAUCAUGGAAAGUCUGUUGUCAAAAGUUGAAAACAGCAAAAGAUUACCAGAUUAUACGAGAGAACAUUGAAAAGAUGAACAAUGAAGUAGAUCGUGUUGUGGGCGAUACACAUAUUUGUUUGACAGUGGACGUACAACGACAAAAUAAUCAAAUUAUUGGAAUUACGGUCAGUAUUCGAGAACAGCUGUCAGAAAUACAGAAAAAACAAAAUGAAAUACAUGAUGAUAUCAAGGAAUUGAAACAAAGACAAAAACCUAAAGUAUAUACCGAACAAAAAUUUAAAUGUAUCAUUGAUAAACUAAAACAAGAAUAUUCCGAUAAAUAUUCAAAGAUUCAACGAUUGAUAACAGAUAAAUCAUAUCCGAUUGAACAAAGUUACGUUAAUUUGGCUAUUAUUGAAAAUUCAGAAAAACAACCAUCUCAAAAUCAGAAACAAGAUUUAAGUACAAUUGGUUGUACAACAUAUGAACAAAUAUAUGGAAACAAAGAACCAAUUAAUGUCAAAGAUUUAUUCAAUCAUCAUGAAAACAAACCACGAAAACGACUUUUAGUUUACGGACGGGCGGGGAUUGGCAAGACAACAUUGUGUCAGUAUGUGGCAUAUCAAUGGGCUAAAGGUCAACUUUAUCAACAAUACAAAUGUGUAAUAUGGAUACGUCUCAGAAAUUUAUCAAAGAAUUUAUAUCAACUACGACAAGCACAACCAUAUAUACUUAGCGAAAUAGUAAAACAAGAAUGUUUUAAAACACAAACACUCAAUGAUGGUGAAGAAGAAAUGCUCAACAGUUUGCUUAGAAAUAUUUCUUCAGACAUACUUUGGUUAUUGGAUGGUUAUGAUGAAUUGAACGUUCCAGAUCGUUUACAAGCUCCUUUAGAAGAAUUAAUGAACAAACAAUAUCAAAUAUUAACAUCACGUCCAUCGACAAAAGUACCGUACCGAUACGACGUUGAAUUAGAAAUAACCGGAUUUAAAGAAAGUGAUGUUCAAGCGUAUGUUAAACAUUUCUUUGAAGAUAAAGCAAACGAUGGUGAAAAAAUGAUAACUUUUCUUAAAGCAAGCCCAAAUGUGUGGGGAAUUGCCCAUAUUCCUGUCAGCUUGGAAAUUCUUUGUACGUCAUGGAAUGAAGAACAGCAACGGAGGCAACAACGACAAACAACAGUCACGGUAUUGUAUGACAAUAUGUUGGAAUGGAUGCUGAAACGAUACCUUUCAAGGUCAGUGUCAAUUUAUCAAAUUGCAAAACUGAACAAAGAAAGAGUUUUCGAAGAAUGUGAAAAAGAACUAGAGAUAUUAGACGAAAUUGCGUUUCGAUCGCUAGAGUCUAGUCAUUUAAUUAUUAGUGGUUUGAUGUGUAAUGAUAUAGUGAAACAGAAAUGUGAUGAAGGAAGUAAGAACAAAGAAAGAGAUGAAUGGAGUAGAAAAAUAAUCGAAAUUGGUCUUUUAAGAGCAUUAGAAAGUAAUGUGUUGAAAGAGGAAGAUAGAGAUUAUUAUUUCAUUCAUUUGUCUUUUCAAGAAUUUUUUGCAGCCCGAUAUGUAAACCGAUUGUUUAAGACGAAUAACAGCAAAAUGGGAAUUCAUUUUGUUCAACAAAACAAAUAUAAUUCACGUUUUCAACUAGUUCUCACGUUUCUUGCCGGUUUAUUAGAUCAACAAUUUGUUGAAGUAUUUUUUAAUACUCUCACUAGUGAACCAGUUGAUCUCAUUUUUGCUCGACAUUUACAAAUUUUGAUUGUCUGUUUGGAAGAAAUUAAUAUGAAACAACACCGAACAAUGAGUACAAAAGUUUUAAAACAAAUACAAAAGUACUUGAUAUUUAUUGUAAAAAAUCAAAAUGAUCAUGACUUGCAUUCAUUUGCAAAACCAUUUUUGGAAGUGUUAGGACGGAGUUUUAAUGUACUAUCGGAACUUGAAAUAGAAAGAACAAUGUUAAAAUUGUUAAAUGGUGAAGAAAAAUACUUUAUGGUUUCUAUAAUAGGAGAAAUUGGAAAUUGUUCUAUAAAUGUUUUUCGUCAAUUAAUUUUUUUAUUCAAUGACAGUAUACAAUAUAAAAGUAUUUAUUCAGAUCUUGCUAACACUGUAUGCACAUUAUUUCGUUCCUCUACUGCUUCAAAUGUUUUAAAUAGUCUACGAGUCCAAAAUGUUGAAGGACAGAGAAUAAUAGAAAAUACGAUAAAAAAUAUUUUAGAAUUAGUAAAAGAAGACUCACAAUUAAAUUAUUCUGCAAUAACACAUAAAAGAAAUUUUAAUGUUGCUGCUGCUAUUUUAACUCUAAAUGAGUUUGAAAAUUAUUUAACUCCUGAUAGUAUAAAGAAAAUACAAGUGAAUCUUAAAAUUGAUUACUCAUUAUUACAUGAUUUUGGCUACGAUUUAAAUAAAUCUAUUACAAAGCCAUUUGUAGAUGAAACUUUCCAUUUGCUGUCGAGCAACGAUGAAUUGGAAAGAAAUCAAGCCAUUGAAACAAGCUGUAGGUUGUGCCAUUUGGCUAAUGACAACAUUUGUGACAAACUAAUUGAUAUUCUAAAAACCACAUCAGAUGACGAAGUAAAAGAAGCGGUAUGUGAAGUGUUUCGAUAUCAAAACGCACAUGGAAAAAUAAAGUUUGGAACUGUAAAAAAAUUAGAGAAAACGUUCGAUGAAUACCAAACUGACGAAGUUAUAAAAUCGUUACUGGUAAAAAUAUUUGCCCAUGUUUUACAUAAUCAUAAGGAAUUUUUAGCAUCUUUUACAUCAAACAUUGUUGAUGAUAUAGCAACAUUUUGUUUGAAGCAGUUAGAUGAUUUUGAGAAUAUGGACCGAAGAAAAGUGAUUGAGCUCUUGAAGAUGUUGAUCUAUAAUUCGACUGUUUCUAAGAAAAUUAUGUUACACAUGUUGAAUUUAUUAGACGAUGGUUCCGGUUAUUUAUAUGAGGUUGCACUUGAUUUUUUUGAAAGCAUUAAAGAGGAAUUUGUGAACAAAUACGAUGUAAUUGAAAGAAUACUGAAUGCAUUUUCUACUUAUCAUCGGGAUUUAUGUCAGAAAACUACUGAAACGUUAAUUUCAAUUUGUAAAGAAACUGAAAAUACCGAUCUAUUAAAACCAUUAGAAAUGGUCAUAAUCAACAGCGAUGACCGAAAUGUGAAAUAUUUGGCAGCAAAAAUAUUAGGUGAAAUUGACAAAGUGUCUCAUGAAGUUUUAAGUCAAAUACUUGAUCAACUAAAGAACAUAAAUGAUUAUGAAAAACAGCAGCUAAUUAUUGAAAUGUUGUACUAUUUGCCAUUACCAGCAGCAUCAAAACCAGAAAUUGUUGAACAACUAUUUAGAUGUUUGGAAGAAGAUACAUUCGACUUUAAUCUACUUGGUUGGACAAUUGCUCAUAUAUGGCCAUACACAAAUGAUGAAAGUAUUUUAGAUCGAAUGUUAAAACUUUUUUCAGGUGAAACUGUAAAAAACCAGAAAGUGGUAAUGUUUAUACUCCAAGAAGUAGCAAAACACCCAAGAAGUUCUGUUAUUUUAAAUCAGUUGAUAGAUCGUGUGAAAAAACAAAAUGAUCAGGCCUGUAUUGAUGCUCUUCGUCUAUUUUGUUCGUAUAUUGAACAUCCAUUAACAGUUGUACACCUCGUAGAUGUAGCACAAAAAGAAAAAAAUACAAACAUUAAACAAAUUGUGACUGAAACACUUUUCAAAUUAGGAAGAAGAGAUGAAAAUAAUACUACAGUAAGAUUAAUUGAUGUAUUAGUUUAUAUUUAUAGAGAGUACGAUAAAAAGAAUGAUAGAACUAAAAUUAUCUCCUCUCUUUUAUCUUUCUGUAAUGACGAAACUAUUAGAUCUCUUUCAAUUAGUUGGGAGUUAAACUGGUAUGAAUUAAUUAUUCCAUUAGAACUACUUUACACAUAUUUAAUGACAAAUAAUCCAUUAUUGCUCGAAAUUAUUUUCUAUCAAGCAUUACCGCAUUCAAUUGCUAUAACAUUUGAUAAAAAUGAAAAAUGUAUACUUGUUUACCAAAAUAAUGGAUACACUAAAGUUACAUGCGAAAGCAUGAGCGUAUUAAAAGUUUUAAAGAAAAAAUUUUCAGAAUUUAGAUAUAGAUGUGGUUUAUCAGACGUUGAUGUAACAGAUGAAGAAAAGAAACAGCAAAUAUAUACAACCGUAGAAAGGAGGAAAAUUUCUACGAAAACGUUGUCAGUUAAAAAACAACCAAUAAUAAAAACAAUUACACAGAAAAAAAAGACAAAUUUGAUGCCAAAUGUGGAGUGUUAA
This is a messenger RNA of Didymodactylos carnosus, 4488 nucleotides long. Lineage: Eukaryota; Metazoa; Rotifera; Eurotatoria; Philodinida; Philodinidae. The record is from the annotation of a GenBank genome assembly.